AACCUUCCGUAAUCUCGACCAAUCAAAAUACUCCUACGUGUCGUGCCGUCAGUAACAGACCUCAGGAUCCUUUUACUUGCAACGCCGAGGUUAUAAAAGCUUGUGAAAAAUGUGGACAGAACCUUAUUUUUGCCCAGCAUAUUUCGUGCAUUUACAAAAUUGGCAUACAUUGUGAUCCGUGUCGAGUCGUUGCCGUUCACAUUGGUGAGACUUUGACCAAAUUGUUGCAUUACACAAAUAUCCACCAUGGGCGCAAGUCUGACGUCAGCCGAAUGCACUAGCCAUGUCAAUAUCAGUCAAGAACAAGUAUCUCUUUUGCUGUAUACUCCCCUGGACACCGCCAUGAUAACCACAUUCAUACCCACGACCUGGUGUCUUGGUCUCAUCACCAACUUGAGUUUUCUGUUUGUCAUGUACCGUGUUCCUAAACUGAGAUCUGACACUAACUUAUACCUAGCUCACAUGGCGAUUGCUGAUUUUCUCUACUUGAGUAUUGCAUCUGUGUUGCAAUUGUUAACCUACACUAGUUCCCGCGUGGCAUUUAACAACCCCAUUGGAAACACUGCUUUGUACCUAACUUGCAUCACUAUCGCAAACACUGGCUACUUCGGCUCCAUUUCGCUGGUCACCAUGGUAUCCCUUGAGAGAUACCUCGCUCUGUGCCAUCCCAUGAAACAUCUCACCAUGCGGGGGAGAAGACGAACCUACAAAAUGAUCGCAAUCUGCUGGCUUCUGGGCUUGCUGUUCACCAUUCCAAUUUCCCUCGCGAAUGGAGUUAACAAUGUAAGUUGCCUGAAGUGGCCUGAUGACGACGCAUACCAAGGAUUUCCAACUACAUGGAGAAAGUACAUGCCCGUAACACCAGAGAUUUAUUACUACCUCCCACCACUGCUGGACGUCCCCUGGCUCAUUGCGAUGGUGUCUAACAGCUACAUGUAUGUGAGGAUCUUCCAGACACUCAAUAAACGCACCGAGGAAGGUGGCGUGGCCAGUAACGACCAAAACGCCAUCCGGGUCCGAAACCAAGUGGCCAAGAUGUUGAUCGUAAACGGUGUGGUGUUCUUCCUAUGCCAGACUCCAUAUCGUAUCAUCAACCUGAGUUAUUGGAUCUGUUUGGUGGCUAAGAUUCCUAAUCCCCUCCAAGCCGCAUUAGGCAACGCUGGAGACUGGGUGGCCCAAGUUCCACAGUACAUCAACGGGAUGAUAAAUCCUUUGAUCUACGGUACCAUCAACAAGACGGUCCGUGCUGCCUUCAUCCAGGUGUUUUGUUGCAGAACUCAAAUCAGAGAGCAAGGUGUUGCAGCCAUCAGCCACACGGCGCCACUGCAGAAAAACGCUACCCCACAGACCUCGGUCACUGACGCGAAUACCGACACCAAACUGUGAAUUCUACAAAAAAAUUAAUAACGUUUAUAUUGAUGCUACACUCAUAAAGGUCAGAUUUAACCGAAAUCUGGGUCAGAUUUCACGUAACACCAGUUUACGGGUCAAAAAGAAACUUCUCUGAGUCACAUUUCCGGGCCAUACGACCCAGAAGGUAUUAUUUUAACAGGAAAACUAUCAUUUGGACAAAGACAAGUGUCAAUCCUAAUAAAAAAAAUGUCAUUUUGACCCACUGUCUGUCCGGUCAAAUUGGACCCAGAUGAUAAAGAGUCGAAAUUGACCCGAGACUUUAAGAGUGCAUGAAGUUCUGCAUAAUAUACAGUUACCACCAGGCAUGCAGUUCAAGGUUUCUUUUUCUCUUGUUAAAAGCGCUUUAUAAGAACCUGUAUUAUUAUUACUCUGUGAAUAUAAGAGGAAAUAUGUGAAAUAGUUCUUUGUUAUCCACUGUACAAAUACUAAAAUGUAGAUUAGACAUCCGGUCAGUGUUCCUAUUAUCCUGUACAGAAAGAUGCACUAAUUCUUCAGAAACAAUUUUUUUACAGCAAUGUUGUCAUCAUUGGCAAUAGUUUCGGCGUACUGUGGUUAAAAUGAGAUUUUCUGCACUUAUCUUGAAUGAAUUAAAUACACUAUAUUCAACAUUCCGACGCUGGGACGCUGGUUUCUCUGGGGAAAGCCCUUCCUUGAAAACGAUGGAAAGUUGUUGGAAUUUGAUUUAAAAUUAGAAAGCUGAUUUAAUAUGUUAUAAGGAAAAACCACCUUCAAAUUGAAGCCCAAACUGUUAGCAAUUACCACAGAAUGAAAGUCAAACGUUCUUAAAAAAAAAGAUUAAAAUUGUACUGCCAUGAAACAUGUCAGAAGUACAUGAGGAACUUUAGCGGAAUAUCCUACCUAUAAAUGGAAGGUUGUGAACCUCUCUCAAAGAGUAAAUCUCCAAGAAGGUUUAAGGCGAGGUUUCAUAUUUUAAUGUUUACACCACAUGUUCAUGUAAUAAUCAUCAAACUAAAUAUUUUGUUUAUUUCGUGUAUUGGCUCAUCGAUUUCGAACACGACACAAUGAGUAACGUCGUAAGAGAAUAUGUGCUGCUCAUUCGUUUUUGAUUUGGUUUAUCGGGAUUGCAUUUCAUUAGGCCUACUAAUUAGUAAAAACUAAAGUUUAAUAUUUAAUGUUAUGAUAUUACGAGCAAAUUGGCUAGGUGACCUUGAGUAAGGUCAGUGCCCACAUGCACACUGUCUUUUUGGCUAAAUCAUUGAGUGCGUGUCCAAGUGAUCAUGAUCAGUCAAUUUUAAUUGCGAAUUUGAAACUUUUAUUUUCUCUGUGUACACACAUGUACAAAAUACGUGUGUGUAAGGCCCCAAUUGGAUUAUAAUUUGCCUUUGAGUCCCUUUA
Messenger RNA from Patiria miniata (bat star), 2769 nucleotides. Its product is annotated as somatostatin receptor type 2-like. The coding region runs from base 247 to 1386 and encodes 379 amino acids. Gene Ontology annotation, molecular function: G protein-coupled receptor activity. Gene Ontology annotation, biological process: G protein-coupled receptor signaling pathway. The record is from RefSeq and is a predicted model, not a curated record. The transcript has a single exon. Lineage: Eukaryota; Metazoa; Echinodermata; Asteroidea; Valvatida; Asterinidae. Gene Ontology annotation, cellular component: plasma membrane.